Rubroshorea leprosula is the source of this 348-nucleotide messenger RNA. The record is from the annotation of a GenBank genome assembly. Lineage: Eukaryota; Viridiplantae; Streptophyta; Magnoliopsida; Malvales; Dipterocarpaceae.
CAACAGACAAUGAUAAAAUUGCAAACAUGGCAAAACUUUCAAGAGAAGGUAGAUCCAAAUUUGACGGGAGGGAUCCCAUCCACGAGAUCAAGCUACCAGCGAAAAACCCAAAGAUCUUUGAAGAAGGGAGAGAUUUUUGUAGGCGGUUGCCAAACCCCUUUGCUUUGGUGGUAACUGAUGAUGGUGGUGGAGGCUGUGAUGAUGAUGAGAUCGGCAAGAGGAUGGUGAAGAUCAGAGUCAACAAGGGCUUGGGGGAGGCUAACUGGCUGUAGAAGAUUCUAGGGAUUUUUAUUUUUUCUUUUAAGAAAAGGAGAAAGGCUGAGAAAGGAGUAAAGAGAUCUUUCUUCC